AUGAACGAUCAAAAAAAUAUUUCAAUCAAUGAAGCUAUCAAGCAAUUUCCACAAGAAUUCAACAAUCGUAUUGGAUUCGAAUUAAAUAGAAUAAACACCAACCUUAGAUUCUCACAUUUCGAGGAACAAAGAGGGAAUAUGUUUUUUUUAAUGUCAAAUUUGAAUGUUUGA
This is a messenger RNA of Dictyostelium discoideum AX4, 171 nucleotides long. RefSeq lists its product as hypothetical. NCBI's taxonomy places the organism in Eukaryota, Evosea, Eumycetozoa, Dictyosteliales, Dictyosteliaceae. The transcript has a single exon. The record is from RefSeq and is a predicted model, not a curated record. The coding region runs from base 1 to 171 and encodes 56 amino acids.